Messenger RNA from Setaria italica (foxtail millet), 999 nucleotides. RefSeq names its product probable esterase PIR7A. NCBI's taxonomy places the organism in Eukaryota, Viridiplantae, Streptophyta, Magnoliopsida, Poales, Poaceae. Gene Ontology annotation, biological process: jasmonic acid metabolic process; salicylic acid metabolic process. The record is from RefSeq and is a predicted model, not a curated record. Gene Ontology annotation, molecular function: methyl indole-3-acetate esterase activity; methyl jasmonate esterase activity; methyl salicylate esterase activity. Bases 63 to 890 code for a protein of 275 amino acids. The transcript has 3 exons.
AUUGCUUGUUCAGCAAAUGGACGACUUCACGCUCUGCGAGCCAAGACCCCGCACGAACGCCAAUGGCCGCCUCGGAGACGACCAAGGAGCGGCGCCGCCACCACUUCGUGCUGGUUCACGGGAUGUGCCACGGCGCGUGGUGCUGGUACAAGGCCGCCACGGCGCUCCGGCGUGCGGGCCAUCGCGCCACGGCGCUCGACAUGGCCGGCUGCGGCGCGCACCCGGCGCGCCUCGCCGACGUGCGCACCUUCGAGGAGUACACGAGCCCGCUGCUCGACGCCAUGGCCGCGCUGCCGCCCGGGGAGCUCGUGGUGCUCGUCGCGCACAGCCACGGCGGGUACAGCGUCGCGCUCGCCGUGGAGAGGUUCCCGGACAGGGUCGCCGCGGCCGUGUUCGUGGCCGCUUCCAUGCCGGCCGUCGGCCGUCCCAUGGCUGCCACCAGUGACGAGUUACUAGCAUAUCUUGGGCCGGACUUCUUCCUGGAUUCAAAGGAGCUCCAACAAGAGAAUCCUGAGAUCAAGGGCAAACCAUUUAUCUUUGGGCCCAACUUCAUGGCCCAAAGGCUUUACCAAUUGAGCCCACCAGAGGACUUGACUCUGGGCCUGAUGCUGAUCAAGCCUGCCAAUGCAUUCACAACGGGCUCUCCAGAUGAAGUGGUCAUGAGGGACGCGAAGUUGCUCACGGAGGAGCGGUACGGGUCGGCGAGGCGAGUGUUCGUCGUGGUGGAGGACGACCACGGCAUCCCGGCGGAGUUCCAGCGCCGCAUGGUCGCGCAGAGCCCCGGCAUCCAGGUGGAGGAGGUCGCCGGAGCUGACCACAUGGUCAUGCUCUCGCGGCCAGAGAAACUGGUUGAGCUCCUCAUCAGAAUUGCCGACAAAUUGAAGCAGUAACUGAUAAAAUAUGAUGCUUUUCUUUGUUGUUGUGUUGUCACUCUGCAGUGUGGACUCAAAGUACCGCUGUAAAAUUUUAAUUAUAUAUGACACAAUGAGCGACUUGAAA